CCCCGUCUGCUUGUUGCCACGAAAUGGUUUUGCUGGACAAUUCGAACUUCAUACUCCGCUUGGAGAAGAUUGCCAAUGCGGCCAAGAAAGAUUCUUCUUUCACAGUAACAUUCAAACGCUACGAUGGCAACAACAAACCCGUGCCUAGAGCUGGAAGACCACCGUUACCCAAGCCAGAUGUCUACAUGUGCCUGGUGCGAGCCCAGUGCAAGUCGCAAAAGAUUUCCACAGUUGUGCGCCAGGAGGAUGUACCCACCAUGAUGGGAAUGUACUCGCAGUUCAUGAAGAGCAAAAUGGACGGCUUGAAACGUGUAAAGAAAGUGAAGAGCAAGGCCAAAGCGACCAAGGGAUAGUCGGAGGGCUUGAGAAAUUCGGGGUUUAGGUACAAAUAUUAUUUGCCUGUUUGCCAGGUUAUUCGUUUUAAAUGCAUUUGCAACCGUA
This is a messenger RNA of Drosophila persimilis, 441 nucleotides long. RefSeq names its product signal recognition particle 14 kDa protein (gene Srp14). Gene Ontology annotation, biological process: SRP-dependent cotranslational protein targeting to membrane. NCBI's taxonomy places the organism in Eukaryota, Metazoa, Arthropoda, Insecta, Diptera, Drosophilidae. The coding region runs from base 24 to 353 and encodes 109 amino acids. The record is from RefSeq and is a predicted model, not a curated record. Gene Ontology annotation, cellular component: signal recognition particle, endoplasmic reticulum targeting. Gene Ontology annotation, molecular function: endoplasmic reticulum signal sequence receptor activity; 7S RNA binding. The transcript has 4 exons.